Molecule: messenger RNA, 1170 nt
Organism: Amborella trichopoda
Lineage: Eukaryota; Viridiplantae; Streptophyta; Magnoliopsida; Amborellales; Amborellaceae
Product: Protein prenylyltransferase superfamily protein
Molecular function (GO): protein binding
Source: RefSeq, a predicted model, not a curated record
CCCUUAUACAAGGCUAUAAGAGUAAUUAAAACCCAAUGUCAAGGGCAUUAUAGUCAUAUUUCCUAUUUAUAUCUUGCCGCCUGCUCUAUCUACCCCCAUCCAACCUAUCGCCUGCAACAAGAAUGGCGGCAUCGUUAAGCAGAACUCUCGCACUUGGACCAACAAAAAACCCUAAAUUUAGAGUCUUUAACUCCACCCCAAACCCAGAUUUUUCUCCUAAUCUCAAUCUCUCUAAUCCCCCCAAAAACCCAUUGAUCCAAACUAUCAGGAUUACGGCAAAAACAGCGGUUUUAACUGCGGCUCUUUUGGCCGGAAAUUUAGCAAUUCCGGCCAAAUAUAGGGCUGAAGAGCUUUACCCGGCGACUUCUCAGCCGGAAGUUGCAGACAAAGAGUCAUCUCCAUUAACCCACUUCCUAGAAAACAACCCAAGUGCUGUUGAUGCCCUAAAAUCCCUCCUCUUCAAAAACCUAGAAGCGGGUAACGACACAGAAGCCAUGAAAAUCCUCAGGCGUCUGGUUGAGUCUCAGCCCUCUGAGCUUCAAUGGAAGUUCCUCAUGGCGAGGCUCCUCAGCGAGAUGGGGGAACCCAAUGAAGCUCGAUCCGUUUUCGAAGAGAUUCUCUCUGUAAAUCCCCUUUCUUUUGAAGCCCUAUUUGAGAAUGCUUUGUUAAUGGAUAGGAGUGGAGAAGGUCCCGCUGUUUUAGCAAGACUGGAAGAGGCUUUACAGGUCGCAAGCUCCGAGAAAGAGGCCCGAGAUGUUAAGCUUAUAAUGGCACAGAUUAUGUAUCUGCAAAAGAAUAUUGAUGGGGCUUUGGAGAAUUAUGAGCAACUUGCAAAAGAGGAUCCAAAAGAUUACCGGCCUUACUUUUGUAAGGGCGUUAUAUACAGUCUUUUGGAUAAGAAUAAGGAAGCAAGAGAGGAGUUUGCAAAGUACCAUGAGCUUGCACCAAAGAAGUUUGAAGUUGAGGGCUUUUUGCAGACACCAUUGUCGAGGAUUAAGCUUUUUGGCUCCGAUUCUGAUAAUUGAAGGGGCCGUUUUCUUGGUCAAAUUAAUUUAGGUGUUGAGUUUUAUGCUGUGUUUUUGGUAUGGUAAUUCUGAUAAAUGGAUAAAUCUGUUGCCUUCGACCGAAGGGUAAUAAAGUUUGAUGUUAAUUGGUUACAUUGAAUUUCAA